CCACUAUAAAACCAAGGCGUUAGAUCCUUCAGUGAAAUGAAUUUAAAUUAUCUACAACAUCCGUAUUUCUCUACCUGUUGACACACUUAGAAACUAUUCAUAUUAACAUCAACACACGCACUUCUCUGGACACCACAAUGGUCAACCACGGCAAAUACACAACAGAAAAAGUCAAGUACCCAUCGCACGGGGAAACUAUCGGUGCUGUCCUUUUCAAACCAAAGGAUAUUAACAAUCCUCCUGGCGUGGUCAUCAUUGGCCCCUACUCGUUCUGCAAGGAACAGGCUCCCUUACAAUACGCCACGCGCCUGGCCGAUGAGGGCUAUGCCGCUCUUAUUUUCGAUCCACGCACAGUCGGUGAAAGCACCGGCCAACCGCGUCGGCUGGAGAACCCGGUGAUGAAGAAUGAGGAUGCUGUGGCCGGCCUUGACUAUCUUGUGCAGCGUGGGGAUGUGGAUAGCGCCAACCUGUUUCUCGUAGGAGUGUGCCAGGGCGGUCCAGAAUGCCUUGAUAUCGCCUCCUACGACGACCGCGUCAAGGCAGUAGCUGCCAUCACUGGCUACUACCGUGACCACGAAACGGACGUGUACAUGAUCUGCGCCGGAUGCGUGGACCCCCAACCAGGAGAGGAUGUGGGCUCUAUGAAGAUGCCUACCCCCGAGCAGGGCGAGGCGCUGUACAAAGCCCGCCUUGAAAGGGCAAAGGAGGCAAAGGCCUUAUACGAAAAGACGGGUGAGGUGGAAUAUCAUCCGCUUGUCGACCCCAAGGCCGCUGACCCUACCGUCGGAGCUCGAGCUGGCCUGCCUGGCCCGGUGGUAUGGUCCUGGUACGGGCCUUGGACUCUGAGGAAGGAAUUUGAGAACCGCUACGCCAUCAUGAGCGAUCUGGACCACUUUGCAUACACGACCGUUCCGGGUGUGGCCAAGCUGCAAAAGCCGGCGCUGGUGAUCCACGGUGACAACUGUAUGAACGCCCCGGCUGCUAAGCGUCACUUUGAGUCCAUUCCGACACAGAAGAAGAAGUUGAUCUGGGAUAAUAAUGUAUCUCACUUCCAGCACUAUGAUCAGCCUGAUGUCGUGGACAGAAAUGUUGGCGAGGUUGCUGCCUGGUUUGCCCAGGCAUAGAAUGUAAUGGUCGGUGCGGGUUUAAAUAGUUGAGCUUGUAUAGUGAAAACAGUUACAGACUUUCAAUUUAUAGAAUUAUACUUGGAAUUAUUCUUAUUCUUAUUCAAUACAUGAUUUUACUAGGUUUCCGACAG
Messenger RNA from [Torrubiella] hemipterigena, 1258 nucleotides. The record is from the annotation of a GenBank genome assembly. NCBI's taxonomy places the organism in Eukaryota, Fungi, Ascomycota, Sordariomycetes, Hypocreales, Clavicipitaceae.